Messenger RNA from Dibothriocephalus latus, 309 nucleotides. Lineage: Eukaryota; Metazoa; Platyhelminthes; Cestoda; Diphyllobothriidea; Diphyllobothriidae. The record is from the annotation of a GenBank genome assembly.
AUGGCAUCCAAGAUAGCCGUGCUUACAUUCACCCUCCUUCUGACCUCGGCUAUUAUUCUGUCCAGCGCUUAUCCCACAGAGGGGCCGACGGCAGUCGACGAAGUUGAGGAACAGAAGAAACCGCUGCUUUUGGAGGGCAUUUUGGGCGAAGUGUUUCCAGGAUUCAAACUGAAGGAGUUCUGGCGAGGAUUGUUUAGGGGACUACAGGAUACGGCAAGUCGUGUGGACGACAGCCUUAAACAAAUUCUGAAGGAUGCCGAGCCCUACCUACCACCCAUUAUAACCAACUUGAUACGAAAGCACUAUUGA